Bacillus rossius redtenbacheri is the source of this 6773-nucleotide messenger RNA. RefSeq names its product putative nuclease HARBI1. The record is from RefSeq and is a predicted model, not a curated record. NCBI's taxonomy places the organism in Eukaryota, Metazoa, Arthropoda, Insecta, Phasmatodea, Bacillidae.
AUGUCUCUAAUGGUGAUUGUUACCUGGGUGCGCCCAGACGUGAGCGCGCGGGUCCCAGGAGUGGCCAGAAGAACGUCCUCCUCCCCCGACUCCAGUUCCGUCUCAGGUACCAGGUGUGCGGUGAUGUACGAGUGGCUCGCCGCGGUGUCCACCAGGGUGUGGACGGGCUACCCAUUGACCAGGACCGGCACACGGAUCAGGCUCCCCGCGUUGUCACCCGAUCGUCCCAGCCGGUUUGGUGCUGUCGUCCGUGCUGCCUGGGUCGCCGUGUGCGCCGGUGCCUCGGGCUGCUGCGUCGACGACCCGGAGCGGGGCGUCGAUACGUGGUGCGUGGCACCACCACCUGUGGGGACGGUUGACAAGUCUGUGCGGGCGGGUCUUGUUGUCGGUGACGAGGCUGGGAGCAGUAGCCAGUGGCAUUCUCCUGACUCACCUCAAUGCACGCAACCGCUGCGGUGUGCCAACUGCCAUCUGGGACACCCGGUGUGGUCCAAGGAGUGCCCUGUCUUCCAAGAAGAACAGGGCAUCCAGAAGUUGCGUGUUGAAGACAAGAUCUCCUUCGGUGAAGCUAGGAGAAGUCUCCCCGUGGGAUCACACGUCCGCCCCGGCCCGUUUGCUGGGAACAAGUCCUCCCUCAGAGAUGUCGCCAGCAGGUUUGGAGUCGGAGAGUCAACAAUACACAGAAAUUGUGACAGAGUAAUGGAUUUUUUGGUCCAUAUAGCUCCUACAGUAAUCAAGUUUUCAAGAACUCAAGAGGAGAAAGUCAAAGCUGCUGAAGAUUUCCUAGAGGUUUCAGGUUUCCCUGGAGUGUUGGGGUGCAUAGAUGGCACUUUUAUCCCUAUAAGAACACCAGCAAAAAAAAUAAAAUCAACUUAUGUGAACAGGCAUGACCUUCCAUCUAUAACAUUGCAAGGAAUAUGCAGUGCUAAGAAAGAAUUUGUAGAGGUGUUUGUUGGACCCCCAAGCAAGGUGCAUGACAGCAGGGUUUUUCAACUCUCCUUUGUCUCCAGUGAGCUCCCAUCACUUUGUGAGAGUGAGUGGCAUCUGUUAGGUGAUGCAGCAUAUCCUCUGCGUGAAUGGCUGGUUACGCCGUAUAGAGAUUAUGGUAACCUGACUGAAGCUGAGAAGGUAUUUAACAGAACCCAUUCAGGUUGCCGCGUAACCAUAAAAAAUACAUUUGGAAUUCUGAAGCAGAGGUUUUGCCAGUUGAUGAGUGUGGAUGUUUGGACUGUAGACAGGGCAACAAAGCUUGCUGUCCUGCACAAUUUGUGCAUUCGAGGGAAUGACCUAUGGAAUGAAAGUGAUACAGAAACUGUUGAGCAUGAUAAUGUGUUCUUAGAGGAUGUAAAGGGAGAAGCACAACUGAAAACAGCAGGCGAAGUGAAACGGAAUAGAAUAAGAGACAGUUUUCAGAACCUUGGAGAGUAAUUUGUUUUUUGUGAUACAUCAGCUACUCUAAUAUAUGUCAAUAAUGUUGUUUUGUACCCUUUUUAUUUUGUCCUUUUCCUUCCUGAUUGAAACACCAUAAGUUCUCUGUUCAUUUGAGCAUACUUUAGUAGUAUCAUUUUGUAUAGUAUAGAGAAAUAAGGAAGUGUAAGGCUAUUGAAACUUGAAAAUUUUAUGUUUUCAUUUUUGCAUGUAAUGAUGUUUGUUUUGCAGUUGUUACUAGUGACUGCAAUACACUUAGAAAAAAAUGUUCACUUGCAUAUUCAUCCCGUAACCGCGUGUUCAAAUUAUCAUUCUGAGACUACGGUGAAGCUUUCCCAGUCCCUGCAAUUAAAACCUUACUGACACUAAAUAAAUAACACUGGUGUUAAAUGUUAUAUGUUAUUUGCUUAAAGAUAUAAAAAAUGAUUAGAACAAUUUUUUUAUUAAAAAACCAAGUGGGGGUACAUCACCAUAAUGUGCACAAAUUAACUUUGACAUGCCAUUAGGGGAAUAAUAUGCAAGAUAAAUCAUUAUCAUAAUACAGUAUCACAUUCACUAGUAACUACUGCAAAACUACAAUGAUUGCCUGAAAAAAUAAAGUUAUUAAUUUUUCAAGAUCCAAGUGCCUUACACUGCUAAUAAAUUUAAAGUACCUAAUUAGGACAUCAUGACAUAUUUUUAAUCUGUGCUGCUUUAAAAUUGUAUAUAAUGUAAAGAAGUGAGCAACUUUAUUCAGUCAUUGCAUUAUGUAACAAAUAAUGUUUUUUUCUACAUUUGCUUUAUUAAAUAUUUGCUAUAGUCUGAAUGGAUUAUGGAAAUGCAACUAAGGCCAGUUUAACUUAAAUCAACAUGCACAGGACAUACAUUUUAAAAUGCAAGGGAAUGUGUAGGAAUAAUGUAAAAAAGAAAAUUUUUUCUUAUACCAGUUUUACACUUUAGCAUAUAAUUUUGUGAAUUAAACACACUGUUUUCUCAUUUGUGAUUUCUUGUAUUAUUUAUGGUAUUAUAUUAUUAUGAAUGGUUAUGCUUACAUACUGUACAUUAUCACAAAAAUCUGAAGGAAAUAUGUACAUUAUUAGUGUUAAUUUAUUUACCAUAGUUGUAUCUCAAGUACAAUACACUAAAACUAAAGUGUAAUAGGGAAAUAGUAAUAAAUGACUGCUAAAAAAAAUAUUCUUAAAACAGGCCUAAACUUUAUACAGUAGUAAAAAAUACUGAAGGUAAUGAAUCAACUAACAGUAACAGUAUUAAUAAAAUUAAGAAGAUAUUCCACAAAAUCUACAGCCCACUGACGAAACUUGUAAAAAAAAAAAGUAAACAAACAAUUAUGGUACAAACUGGAAACACAAGCUUAGCCGCAAUUAUUUUUUGAAUAGCUCUCUUAAUAGAUUAAGUUUUUCUUGGUGCCUCCGCUCUCUUGCUGCCUCUUUUAAGUUGUGAAGUUCAAGUAAAAUUUGUUUGAUGUCAUUUGUUUUUUUGGAGACUUUCUCUUUUUUUGGGAUGAGAAAUGGUGAUUGUGUGGAUGAUGUAGAUGGUGAUGAAAUGCUGUGAUAUGUCUGUGUGGAUGGAGGGGAGGGUGUGCUUUUCUGAUUAAUUACAAGUCGGUCAACGCCCUUUAGCACUUCUGGCUCUAACGAAUCAUCGAGUGCUGCUAUGGCCCUAAUUUCAGGUUCGAAAGCAACAAUUUGGCGGCUACUUCCAGAAGUUGAGUUUUUCUUUAUUGAUGUCUUUUUUCGCCUCAUGAUAAUUUUAUACCUGUUUUCACAUUGGGUUUCAGUUCUUUUUAAACCUAGUAUAUUGUGAAUAUCUUCUGAUAUUUGUUGCCUCAUGUUUUUUUUGGUGCAAAAUCUUUUCAUGGGACCCACCUUAUCUAAGUAGGUUGCAUACUUGUCCAAAAGUAAUUUAGGUUCGCUAUCACUCCAAUCUCCAUCUGAAACAAAUAUCACAAAACAAUUGAAACCUGUGUAAUGGAUAACAUUUGAUAGUGACGUGUUUCCAGUAUACUAUUUUAAGCCAUAUUAUCAAAUUCACUAGAGACUAAUACCGGACAGCUCCAAGAAAUUUGUGUGAAAACCUUGCGUUGUUGUCACGUCAGUCCGAUAGAUGGCAAACGGUAUGCCCAGUAUGAACAAUGUAUCUGUUAAAUACAUAUGGUACCAACAUUAUGGCAACAAAAAUAACUUUCUUUUCUCUUGGAAAAACCUUUUUUUAAUCAUAGUACAGAUUUAUGAGAGAUAUAAACCUCCAGUUCUUAAAUUUUUUAAAAAUUAAAUUAAUAAUGUUUGACACUAUAUAUAUAAAAUAUGUUUUUAGUUACACCUCUUGCCGCUAGGUUAUUUUUCACACUCUCUCCUCUAGGUUAUUUUUCACACACUCGCCUGUGUUGUUAGUAUAGAGCUGUCCGGUAUUAGUCUCUAGUGUAUUUGAUAUUAUGCUGCUAUUAAACUGUAUAAAAAUAUAAGAACACCAGUUUUAAGUUUUUACAUUAAUUUUAUAAUUUGGGCCUGCAUUUGGCAUUAUUUCUGUCUGUUAAUUAACCCAUUUCAAAGGCCUAUAAUAUCUGUACCCCUGGACCUCUUAACAAUCUUCUUUGUAAUUCCCACUGUAUUUCAACUUUAUUGCCCUGACACAAGCCACAAUUGUUUACUUGGCUUUUAUUUUAAAAAGUAAAUUUGACAAUCAGAUCAUGCAGGUUAGAUAAGUGCCGUAGCACCUAAGCUGAAAUAUCUCUAAUAACUUGGCAGAAAGUUUUGUUUUUUGAAGGAACCAAUAAAAUACCAACAAAGAAACUUGUUUUUUUUUUUUUUUCAUGAAAACUAAUUUAUGCCAUUUUUCAGCUUUAUGGUGACAUAAACUGUACAUAAUCUACACUGUUUUCAAUAACUGUAGUAGGAAUUAAAUGUCUACCUUGUGCCAAUCAUAUGCUUUAAUUUUGUAAACUUAAAUUUAUUUGCCCUGUAACACUGAAAGUGGGCCAACAUUGCACCAGGGACACUUUUCCAUUAGAAUUGCAUACAUUUACCAAAUUGGUGCAAAGAAGAACAGCUCUACUUUAUAUUAUUACAUAAAAUGUAGGGGAGAGUGUUGUACCUAUGGACAAUUUUCAGAAAAAACAUUUUUUCUACAAGUGUUUUUACAAUACUUUAAUUCUGAUUACAGUACAAUAUUUGUUGGUUUUCAUAGGUUAAAACAUUAUUUUCCCCAAAACUUAUCUCUUAAAAUUUUAUUUUUUUCUAAGACAAUCAAAAAAAGGUGCAAUGUGUCCAAAGGUACAUUAUAUACAUGUACCUUUGGACAUUUGUAUUGUACCUUUGGACAUAGCAUUUUCAAUUAGUAUUCCCUAAAUAAAAACUUUAAAUGAAUAACCUAAUUUUACUUAAAGUAAUCUAAUGGUAUUAACAGGUAAGUUAAGUUAAAAAAGUAAGGAAUCUUUACAAAGAUCACAUGUUAGGCAAUUAGUAGGUCAAAAUAUUAAACAAUAUCUUACUAACUUAAUGUACAUUAAGUGAACUAAAAUCAACACUGAAUGACAAGAGUGAAAUUUGUCUUUCAGAACCUCCAACUGCAAUAGGUUGGGGGAGUUUUUUUCUCUAUAUCACUUAUUAGUUUUCUCUACUCUCUUUAGAUAUUUCACUUGAUAUUCUGAAUUGUUAACGACAUUACUUAUUUCAGCCACAAUAAAAAAUCUUUUUCUUUCCCAUUAAUCUAACUAAGACAGUCUCCUGCUUUCACUGUGUUCUCUUCUAAUGACCUUUCUUCUUUAAUUUCUUCUUCUCUUACUGUGUCUUGCAGUAGACUUUUGAAUGUUUCAUUCUCUGAAUCUGUAUCUUGUUCAGUUACGCCGAAGUCAUCUUCCGAACUUGAAUAAGCCAAUUUUCUUUUCACUUUUUUUUUAUGGGUAUGACUUCUGCCUUCUUUUCUUGUUGUUUGUUUGUUUUAUUCUUGUUCUUUGUUUUGGAUUUUUCUUCUUCAACUGCCAGUUUUUCUGGCGUGUCUGUCAUGAUCACAGAUUUUCCUUUUUUCCAUCCACCUGUUUUCUUGCGUGGCAAAGCCUUAGGAAAUGGUCUGAUCACAUAUGGAGAUAUUCUGGAUUGUCCAGCUUCCACAACUUGAUUGCCAUUAGCUGCUCUUGAAGUUCCCACUGUUGAAGGUCCUGGCUGCACAGCAGAACUUGCAUCUUCAGUGAUUUCAUAUGGUCUAUCCGUAACAUUAGGGGGUAAAUACUCUUCAUCGCCAAAAAUAUUUUCAUUCAGUGAGUGUAUCCCAGUAACUUCAAAGGUUAGACUGUUUCUUCAGGCAUUGCAUUACUAUUAACACUUAAUUUUAAUUUACAUUGUUGCAAAUAACUCUUAAGAUAAUCUGAAUGUUAUGAAAAAAAUUGUGUUUUGCUUUAUUGUACCUACCUUAUUUUCAUGCCAUAAUUUGAUAUUUUGGCUGCAAAAAUAAUAAAAACUUAUGGGUUUACUGCUACAAAAUUUAGGUAUUAGUACUAAGUGGCAAUAAUUAAAAUUAACACAGCGAUUCUUCAAUAUCCAUUUUUACAUUAUUUGUUUUUAUAUUUUUUUUUAAUCCAUGUAAAAUCACUAUAUAUGGCCUUAGGUUGUAUGUUAUUUUUAAAGAACAAACACUUGAUAGGCUAUAUAAAAUGAUUUGUUAUGUUUUAAGCUAAAUGCCUCUUAUUAAUUUUAUUACAGCCUAAUUAAUAUUUAUGCUGAGUUGUUGUACCUCUGGACACUGUCCUGAGGUACAACAUCAGCAAUGUCCAGAGGUACAAAACAUGCACUAAUUAAAUAAAAUGGCAUCUUAACCAAGAUUGAGGUUAGAAAACAGCUAAAUUCAUUGUAUUGCUGAAAAGAGCACUUUUCAGAUAUUGUAAUGGUAUCUAGUUAUAAGUAUUAGUAAGAAAAAUAAAUUUACCAAAAAUAAACAAAGACUGACUAAAAAACUUACUUUUAAUGGUGUAAAACAAAGUUCUUCAAAUAGCAGCAGGUUUCAUUGUCUUAUAAAAGUUUCCCUCCAACUAAAAGGUUGUCAAUAGUACUACUACACAUGAGUAGGGAGAAAAAGUUAAAAUUCCCUCUCAUUUAGGCUAAAAUGAAAUUGUCCAGAGGUACAACUGUCCAAAGGUACAACACUCUCCCCUACAUUACGAAUAAAAAAAUUGCAAAAUGCAACAAUGUUAUUACUCAUUAGAUGGAACAUGAAAGAUCUGGAACAACAACAAUUCCACGGGCAGAUAUUUGCUUUGGUUUUCUUAUAACUUCUAAAAUAUCGUCCAUAUCAUACCAGAGUUCAUCUUUUCUUUCAGGCCACUUCCAUUUGUUUUUAGACUUGCACAUUGCUCU